GCACAAAAGUCUGCUGAACGCACUCCACUCAGUAACCGAUACUCAACAUGUUUAGUAAGCGGACGCCAUUUUUUCCAUCAAACUUUUUCUCUGCUACUUCAGCUCAACAUGUUAUAAAACAAUAUGGCGGCAUACACGUGUAAGGUAUAAACACAAAUUCGAGAUUUAGUUUUCUCCAGUUUGUUUGUCGUUUUCUUUGCGAGAUAUUACAUCCUCUACAAUAGUUUCGUCCAUAAAAACUUUGAUCUGUGAUAUAUGAUAGACGUUUGUGCCUAAGAAAGCAACUAUAUCAUCGAAUCAUUCUAAGUAUCUGCGUUUGUAGCUGCUAGAAAUAGAGAAACCUAAACAGUUGAUUAAAUUACUGAUUAUGAAUCAUGGAAAAUGAGAAUCCUAACACUGAGACAUAUAGUAUUAAUUAUAUCGUCAAUAAUGCAGAAUAUUCUGUUACUGACACCCAUGAGGUUCACUCAAGACUACAGUCUGAUGCGGUUUUUUUGUCGAAAUAUUUUGACGAUAGCACAACUGCUCCAAUUUUGAAUUCUGUUAUAGAUGAUACUACUAACAAUACAAAUACUGGAUCUGAAAUAAAGAAUUUUUUGUGGACUCAGCGAUCAACAAAAUUGCUUUUGAACAGUUAUUUGGAACGUAAAGAUCGUUUUCGCGAUCCUAAAGUUAAAAAAAAGGUUUUGUGGACCGAAAUUCUUCAAAUUAUGAAAGAAAAUGGUUAUAGUGACUUAAAUGAAGAUCUCCUUGAUUGAAAGAUGCGCAACAUGAAAAAAUCUUAUAAAAAUAUAAAGGAUAAUAAUAAUAAAAAAACUAG
This is a messenger RNA of Trachymyrmex cornetzi, 820 nucleotides long. RefSeq lists its product as uncharacterized. The coding region runs from base 375 to 758 and encodes 127 amino acids. The record is from RefSeq and is a predicted model, not a curated record. The transcript has 6 exons. NCBI's taxonomy places the organism in Eukaryota, Metazoa, Arthropoda, Insecta, Hymenoptera, Formicidae.